Molecule: messenger RNA, 1476 nt
Organism: Trichosporon asahii var. asahii CBS 2479
Lineage: Eukaryota; Fungi; Basidiomycota; Tremellomycetes; Trichosporonales; Trichosporonaceae
Exons: 1
Coding region: 1-1476 (491 amino acids)
Source: RefSeq, a predicted model, not a curated record
AUGGAGUCGGCUCUUCCCCUCGUGCGCGAGAAACUGAAGGACAUCAAGCCCCCGAUCAGUGACGAUGCCAUCAGAGACUCGCUCUGGCACUACUGGUUCGACGUGGACAAGACGGUGACAUGGCUCCGCAAGGAGUGGGAAAAGAAAGGUAAGUUCAUUCCCCCUCCUCCCUCUCCUAUCUUGAGCGAGUGCGCACAAGCCAGCAAUCUAGGACAUCCGGCUGAGCGGACGCCAGGCGACGCCGGCCCGCCGAAAGAGCUCCUUCCAACGCCGGAGCAGGAGCCAAGGCCACGCCCUCGGAGAAGAAGAAAUGCUGCAGUCAAACCCGCAUCUCAACCGCAACCCUCGGCACCAUCACCGCAACCGCCCCUUACCGCUCUUCAGCGCCUCUCGCUUGCUCGUAAACAAGCUGCUGCGGGAUCGGCGUCCGCGUCAGCGUCAGCGACGCCCGCUAGCUCGGCUGCGUCGUCUGCACCCGCGACGCGCGGCAGCACUCCUGCCCUAGAUGCUCUGGCCAAGCCGAUGUCGAAGCUCGCUCUGCUCGCGCAGAAACGCCGUGAGGCAGCUGCGGCCAAGGAGGCAAGCAGCUCAUCCGCAUCUACAACCGUUUCGACACCCGUGCCUUCCCCGGUGCCGCCAGCGGAGCAAGCUGAGGCUGCACCCGUGCCGGCGAAACCGCUUUCGAAACUCGCACAGAAGAUGGCCGCCGCUCGUGCUGCCAGAGCCGAAGCUGCGUCGCGAGGGCCCAGCGACGGUUCGCCCGCUCCCACGACACCUGUACCUGAAGCUGCUGUCGAGCCAGACGAGCCAGAGACAGAGAUGUCCGCGCUGUUCUCGGUUGUCCUGCCGGUGAAGAAGAGCUCGAGCGCGCCCUCGACGUUCUUCAGCAUGCUCACCAAGCCUCCCGUUGAGCUGCCGCCGGAGAAGCAGCCCUCGCUCGCGCACAUGCACAUUGCUGUGCGCGGCGACCUGGCUGCCGCAGAGCAGCGCGUCCGUGAGGCUUUUGGACCCGGCGUCGAGAGCCCCGACGACAUUAUCUUGCGCAAGCAGGACGGUCGUGUCGCGACAGGAGGCGGAGCACAUUCAGUCGAGCCGCCAAAGGUCGUGCGCGAGGUGCGCGUCGAGAAGCCCGCCCAGGAGAAGCCAGUCCAGUCUGAGGUUGCUGCUGCUCAGAGCAAGCAAGCGAAGGAGCAGUCCAUGGCUCCGGCUGCUGGACCCAAGGGCUUGGACAACAAGCUGCGGCGUCAUCGCUCUCCUACGAAGAAGUCGGACUCGGGUCCUAAGAAGACAAAUGCGGCGUCCAAGCCUCCGGCGAAGGACAAGCCAGCUGGUGGGGCCAAAAAGUCGGAUCCGAGCAGACAAGCUCUGCCUCAGAAGGCGGCGUCCAACCGUCCUUCCAAGUCAACACCAUCCGCGGCCCCGGCGAAGGGCAAGACGAACGGAAAGCCGAAGCCUACCACAUCCUCCGGACCAUAG